Mangifera indica (mango) is the source of this 2271-nucleotide messenger RNA. RefSeq names its product ankyrin repeat-containing protein At5g02620-like. Gene Ontology annotation, molecular function: protein phosphatase regulator activity; protein phosphatase 1 binding. The record is from RefSeq and is a predicted model, not a curated record. The coding region runs from base 95 to 1870 and encodes 591 amino acids. The transcript has 3 exons. Lineage: Eukaryota; Viridiplantae; Streptophyta; Magnoliopsida; Sapindales; Anacardiaceae. Gene Ontology annotation, cellular component: plasma membrane.
GAAAAACAAGGCUUCCUGCUUCAUUAUUUAUUAUUUCAUCAGCCCAAAUCGUUGCGCACACCUCCAACUCUUUUUCGAUCACCAAUCUCCGAACAUGGAAGGGCGCCUCUAUCAGACAAUUCUCAGGGGCGACAUACCGGCCGUUCUCAGUAUCCUUCAAGAGGAGCAUCUUCAAGAUACAACCGAACAAGCACUUCCUCCACCUCCUUUGAACUCAGUCUUACACUUAGCGGCCCGUUUUGGCCACGAGGAGUUGGCAUCAGAGAUUUUGAAGCUGUGGCCGGAGAUGGCGUCGGCUGAGAACGAGAAACUGGAGACGCCGAUGCACGAAGCUUGUAGAGAAGGAAGACUGAGCAUUGUGAGGAUGUUGAUGGAGAAAGAUCCUUGGGUAAUUUAUAAGGUGAACAAAACCAAUGAGAGCGGGCUGUAUGUAGCGUGCGAGACAGGGAAGCUUGUUGUGGUGCAGCAGCUUUUGGAGUAUCCAAGGCUGUUGAUGUUGGAGAUGUACAGCACCACCUCUUGUCUUCAUGCUGCAGCUCGGGCUGGCCAUACAGAGAUAGUGAAAGAGCUUCUAGUGGCGCGGUCAGAAUUGGCAUGGAAAAAGGACUUCAAUGGGAGCACACCAUUGCACCUUUCUUGCAGCAAAGGCCAUCUAGACACAACCAGGGAGCUUCUAAAGUUAGACCCAGACCUCUCUUCUUUACAAGACAAUGAAGGUCGAACGCCACUCCACUUGGCUGCCAUCAAAGGCCGUAUAAACAUCAUUGAUGAGAUCCUAUCAACCAGUCUUGAGUCAGCCGAGAUGAGAACCUUUUCUGGAGAGACUGUUCUUCAUCUUGCAGUAAAGAAUAAUCAAUAUGAAGCUGUUAAAUACCUGAUGGAGUGCCUGAACAUCACGAAGCUGGCCAACAUGGCUGAUAACGAUGGCAACACUAUCUUGCAUUUAGCAACCGCAGGAAAGCUCUCUACUAUGGUCAUCUACAUACUGAAGCUUGGCAUUAAUGUAAAUGCAAUAAACAGAAAGGGAUACACGGCUCUUGAUGUUGUUGAAGGCGAUGCAACUAAUUCUGGUGUUCUUGUGAUUUUACCUGCAUUACAAGAAGCAGGCGCUAAAAGAUGUGACCAGUUGCCACCAAUGUCACAAGAAUUUCAAGCUAUACAAGACAGCUAUCCAAACACACCCCCUUCGCGGCCUAAAAAGGGCCUUGAAUCUCCACUCCGACAUCAGCGCCAUUCUCAUCGUCGUCGCCGAGAAAAGCAGAUUGAGCUACAGAAUGAGGGCAUACGCAAUGCACGAAACACAAUCACAGUUGUUGCGGUUUUGAUAGCAACGGUUGCAUUUGCUGCUGGAGUAAACCCUCCUGGGGGAUUCAACCAAACUACUGGGAAGUGCAUAAUGGGAAGAAAGACUUCUUUUAAGGUCUUUAUGGUCUGCAACAUUGUGGCAUUAUUUCUGUCUCUAGGCAUAGUCAUUUUCCUAGUGAGCAUCAUUCCUUUCCGGAGAAAAUCCAUGAUGAAACUAUUGAUGGUUACACAUAAACUGAUGUGGGUGUCGGUUUCAUUUAUGGCUGCAGCUUAUCUGGCUUCCAUAUGGACGAUUAUGCCUCAUGGGCAAGGGAUGGCAGGAGUGUUGGUGACGAUAAUUUGUGUUGGGGGAGGGAGCACUUUGCUCAUAUUUAUCGGACUGGGGGUGCUGUUGGCGAGGCAUUGGCAUAGAAAACGGGAAUGGAGGAAGAGUAAAGACAGAAAAGGAAGCCCCAAUAGUAGUGUUAGUCGGGUUGAAGAGAUGCUCACGUCGAAGAAGAAAGGAGAAUCUACUAGUAACUCGGACCUUGAUAGCUCUGAUCAAGGGGGUUUUCAUCUAUAUUAGAAUUAGAAAAAUUGACAUCGCUAACACGGUGUCUAAUUGAGUAUCUAUAUAAUAUGUUAUAGUAAUAAAUUAAAGAUAAAGUAACACUUAUUACACGAUGAUACAUCAUUUGAGUAUUUAAAACUGAUUGUACAUAGCAUUGCUAAUUUUGCUAGUUGGCCUUGCAUUUGUUAGUGUUUCAUUGCUAGUAUGUGAAAUACUUGUACAUUUGGUUUAUUUUUCCAUGUAAAAGUCAAUUGAUGCCGAGGAAUUAUUUAGUCAUUACUAGCUACUCUUUCAUUGCAGGUGAUAAUAGGGUAAUCAGAAUCCAGAAGUUUGAGGUGACUAUGGCCAUUUCUUCUGGUAUAGAUCCAUGCUAGUUGUCAGUAAUAAACAAUGAACAUGUUGCCUAACAUUGUCCA